AGUCUUUAGAGUGAAUCUUCAGGAACUGACCACUGCUGGGUGUUGGCCAUUUGUGGGCCCCAUCAUACAAAAAGAAGAACUCUGUCCUUUCUAGUCAUUCUAAUAGACUGUGAACCCAGACACUUGGUUCCAUCAACCCACAGGAAGCAGAGUAUUUCCUGUUCAAUCAAGACCUUGAAUCUUAUUUUCGUGAGGACUCUAAAAACUCCCGAAAAGUAGACUUCAUGGACAAAAUCCCUUGAAACUAGACUCACUGCCUUUAACAGCAGAGUAAAUAUAGAAACCAUUUUCCUUGAACUGUGGAAACGCCAGGAUGGAAAAUCCAACUAUCUCAACAGACUAUGACCAGACCACAGAAUAUGACUAUGGGAACACCGCCCCCUGCCACAAGACAGAAGUGAGGGCCUUUGGGGCUCAGCUGCUGCCUCCCUUGUACUCCCUGGUAUUUGUCAUUGGCCUGGUUGGCAACAUGCUGGUGGUCCUGGUCCUCAUGCAAUAUAAGAGGCUCAAAAGCAUGACCAGCAUCUACCUCCUGAACCUGGCCAUUUCUGACCUGCUCUCCCUCUUCACACUACCCUUCUGGAUUGACUACAAGCUGAAAGAUAACUGGGUUUUCGGGGAUGCCAUGUGUAAGUUCCUCUCAGGGCUUUAUGACAUAGGCUUGUACAGUGAGAUCUUUUUCAUCAUCUUACUGACAGUUGACAGGUACCUGGCCAUCGUCCAUGCCGUAUUUGCCCUGCGGGCUCGGACUGUCACCUUUGGUAUCAUCAGCAGCAUCAUCAUCUGGGUCCUGGCCAUCUUGGCUUCCAUUCCAGACUUUUACUUUUCCAAGACCCAGUGGGAGUUAACUCAUUACACCUGCAGUUCUUAUUUCCAUUAUGAAAGCUCAAGUCAGUGGAAACAGUUCCAGGCUCUGAAACUGAACAUCUUGGGCUUGGUUUUGCCUCUACUGGUCAUGAUCGUCUGCUACACAGGGAUUAUAAAAAUUCUGCUCAAACGGCCCAACGAGAAGAAGGCCAAAGCUGUCCGGCUGAUCGUUGUCAUCAUGAUCAUCUUCUUUCUCUUCUGGACACCCUACAAUCUGACUGUGUUUGUUUCUGCUUUCCAAGAUGUCUUUUUCACUGAUGAGUGUGAGCAGAGCAAACAGCUGGACCUGGCCAUGCAGGUGACAGAGAUGAUCGCCUACACCCACUGCUGCGUCAACCCAGUGAUCUACGCCUUUGUUGGCGAGAGGUUCCGGAAGUACCUGCACCAGCUGUUCCACAGGUUCCUGGCCUCGCGCUUAGCUAAGUGGCUCCCUUUCCUCUCCACCGAGAGGCUGGAGCGGAGCAGCUCCAUGUGCCCCUCCACAGGGGAGCACGAACUGUCUGCUGGGUUCUGACUAUGGCCCCUGGAGGCUGAGCUAAGGCCCAGCAAGAGUGUCCAGUCUGUGAGUCUGACCGGAGAGAAGGCAGCUGGGGACUCCCGGCCAGAUUCUGGCAUCUGAUGCAGCAUGGAAUUAGAUACAUGUGGGAAUAAGGGAACUUGAAGGGGGUCUAGACUAAAUCACUUCUGGGACUUGAGUUUUUUCCAUGAACUUCUCGCUAGAGGAAAGGAGAGGAUAAGUAAAACGGGACAUUCCAAUAGACUGGGACAAAGGCAACCAGUGAAGGGGUUGGCUCAAAUAGCAUUUCAGAGGUUUGAAUGGGAACAUUUGGGAACAAAGUUACUGCAGCAACCCCUACUUGUAGGGCCAGCCCCCAUGAAUGUGGACACAGUGAUUUCCCUCUCUGACUCUGUCCGAGUCUGGAGCCAAUCAGGAGGAGUUAGCAGUGAGCUCUACCUCCCCACCCCUCUGCAGGGUUUAUGUUCUCAGAAACCCCAGGGAACACAGACUCAGGAGGAGAGAACUUGAGACCUAAUGGAAAAUAGGCGCCGGAGGCUGCUACGAAAGCUCUGAGAGAAAAUUUGUAAAUUCACUCGAAUCAAACAAUUCAGGCAGUGGGCUAGAAGACACAGACCCUCUAUAAUUUGUUGUACCUCUUGAAAUAACUUCGAGGGAAGCAGCCAUUAUUUCCAUUUACCAUUCCUUUCUUUGUGAGUAUUUUUCGCUCUCCUGUCCCUGUAAGUUGGGUGAUGUGGCAGCAGUUUCUGAUGGCUUUGUUGUAGAAUUCACCAAGAAGCAAAAAGACAGGGUUAAUUUUUACUCUUGGUUCUCUGUCUAAGGCUUCUGGUUUUGUGGGUCAAACCAACCAGUCAGCAGAAAAAUGACCCGUUAUGCAAGCUGACAGUGUUUGAGAGGGGAAGGAAGGAAAACACCCACCAGGAAGCUUGGGGACUGGACUCUGCUGAUGUAGGAGGUUGAGGUGGCCCUUAACACAAGAAAUUUAUUCAUUAGCACUUCUAUUCUCACCAAGGACCUCUUGUGUCUCCUUUAAAAAUCAUUUUCCAACAGCAAAAACUAUUUCUGAAAAAGUUUAAAAAUGCAAACAUCAAAAUCAUCCACAUUCCCAUAACCCCAAAACCAACCUUGUGUAUUUUUUUAAUGUAUUUUCUUUUCGUUUUUUUCCUGUGCCUGUUCAUGAUGAGCUUCAACUGUAUUCAUUCCUCUGUUGUUGUUAUCUUUACAGCAUUUUGGUCAACAAAUCAUUUCAAACCAUGUUUUUGGUGCCCGCACUGGUUUCGCAAGGCCAGGAGGCACCCUAGCUCACUCAGUGCUUGCACAAAUCAAUGAAAACCAGCCGUGAUGACUGGGGACUGAACCCUCCCUCCGAGCCCUGAGCCCCAGGAGACACAGAUACAGGAGAGGUGUCUGUUCUCGCAGAGCUGCUACCUGGGUGAGGUGGACAGGCACAGAGAUGCCACAGAGCCCAGGCUGGAUGGGCAGGGCUCCAGGGGCCCAUGGUGCCAGGUCAGAAAAAGGGAGGAAGGACUUCAUGGGUCAGAAAGCACCAGAGUGGGUGGGUGUCCCUUGUGAUAACACAGUGAUACCAUCAGGCUGUCUUCUCUUUACGGACACCAGGAAGGAGCUCUAACUAAGCCCCUCAGGCAGGGAAGCAUGCUGUCAGCUGGCCCUCUCUGCGUGAGGAAGUUGGCAUGGUGAAAGCUUGGAAAAUGGGAAGAGAUGGUCACUCUGUACUGGGCAUGUGCCUCCUCCACACAGAAAUGUGCACAAACACGGACUCUGGGAGUCCAGGUGGAGACCCCGAUUGCCCCUCAUGAAUCCGCCCGCCUUCUCUGGGGUGUGGAGAUGGAACUAAGAAACUCUGUCGACUGCUUUGAUGAAAUAAAACGGACAUCAAAAGCAAUCCACAAGAAUAUCAUAAUGAAAUAUGUUUCACAACAUCCUCCAAGUCCAUUUUUGAUACUACUCAUUUUUCCCUCAUUAUAAAGGCAAUGCAUAUUUGUUGCAGAAAACUGGAAACAGGUAAAGAACUCAAAGAAAAAGAUGGAAGCAUCGAUAAUUCCACUACACAACCUCUCUUAGCAUAUUGAUAUUUUAGUCUGUCUCCUCUGGCAUACACUCGUAUGUAUGUACACACACACACACACACACACACACACACACACAUUUAAUAACAAUACAUUUUGCACCUCAGCGAAGUUCCACACAUGUUAAGCUCUGAGUAAAUGGUCACUAAGUUGGUUACUCUCUGAGCUUCCAGUUGCUUAUCUAUAAAGUGAGGCUAAGACUCACUUUCUAUCACUGAGGAUAAGCUAGUAUCCACCGCUUGGCAGGGUCAUCCUGAGGAUUAAAUGAAAUAAAGCAAGGAAAGUGGGCCACCUUUUUCUAAAUCUCAGGAAAGAGAUCUAACUCCUGCCAGGCCCUCCUCAGUCACUCAGGACUCCUCCAGCUCCCUAUUCCAUCACUGCCCCUCCCAGAUCCUAUGUGAAUGGCCUUAUUCAUAUUUUACCUAAAAUAAACAAUUCACUGGAGAUUUUUAAAAGUAUAUUAGGGUAGCAGAAGAAGGGUCAGUAAGCUUGUUGACAAAUUACCAGAAAAUAUCUGACCUUAAGGAUAAAAGGAAAAAAAGAAGCUUUAGGAAAAUAUUAAACAGUCUAAUAAUAAGAUAUAGCUAGAAAACCUGAAGGUGAAAAAGAAGGAAUUGAGCCUUAACAAAGUAUUUGAAGAAAUAAUAUCUUAAGACAUCCCAAGUUAGGGGAAAAUCAACUUGAAAAUCCAAAAGGCUUCAUAAACCACAACGAGGGUAAACACAAAUAUUUUUCUAUUUUAUAUAUAGCACUUAUGAGUUCUAGAAUUUCCAUUUGGUUCUUUUACAUUGUUUGCAUUUCUCCACUGAGAUUUCAUGGGCUUUGCUUAAUAUGAUCAUUUAUCCCUUUAUGUCCUAAAUUAUAACAGCUGAUGUAAAGUCCUUAACUGCUAGUUCCAACUUCCCAGUCAUCUUGUAUUCUGUCUCUAUUGAAAGUUUUUUUUUAAGUAUAGGUCAAUUUUUCUUGCUUUAUCAUGUCAAUUAUUAACAUGCCUUUAUAUAAAAAUACUAUAAAAAUACUGUUACUGAAAAGUAAAUACUUCUGGGACCUCCCCUGGUGGCGCAGGUGAUUGAGCGCCACACUGUGAAGCUGUCUGCAGCCUCUGCAGUGCAGGUUCGAUCCCUGCCAGCUGGGGAGAGUCCCACAUGGCGAGCAGACCUCUGCUGUUUCGCCUGCUUCUCCCCUCAGCAGUGUGUUUCGUCAGUCUGCCUGUUCUGUUCCCUGCUCUGUCUGGUGAAUCCUCUCACCCUCCCGCGCAUCUGGCAUGUACCCCAGUUCUUGUAUAAAUAAAUAGAUAAAUCUUUAAAAAUAAAUAAAUACUUCU
Messenger RNA from Talpa occidentalis (Iberian mole), 4795 nucleotides. It is a transcript of the gene CCR1, whose product is annotated as C-C motif chemokine receptor 1. Gene Ontology annotation, molecular function: chemokine (C-C motif) ligand 7 binding; chemokine (C-C motif) ligand 5 binding; C-C chemokine receptor activity. The transcript is spliced from 2 exons. The record is from RefSeq and is a predicted model, not a curated record. Gene Ontology annotation, cellular component: membrane; cytoplasm. Gene Ontology annotation, biological process: inflammatory response; immune response; chemotaxis. The coding region runs from base 314 to 1381 and encodes 355 amino acids. Lineage: Eukaryota; Metazoa; Chordata; Mammalia; Eulipotyphla; Talpidae.